AAUGGCAUUAAAACGCAAUCAGCUUUGGAGGAGCACAGCUAUUAUAGCCGAAGGAAAUUUGUUAGUUUAUAAAAACAGAGUUCAAGCUCAAAAUGUCCGCCGAUCAAGUUUGUUUAUAUUUGUGCCUGAUCUGUGCACUGAACUGGACAUUUGCCAUCGCUGAUACGCCCGUCCGGCAAUGUGCCAAUACAAACAAUCCGCUGCCACUGAUGGUGCAAAUAGAUGAUUGCGAUGAGCUACCCUGUGAUUUGCUGAAGGGUCUGGAGUCCAACAUAGCCAUACAGUUUGUAGCCACACGAAAUUCCAUGCAUCAGCUGACGGCGCGGGUGCACCUGACCUCACUGGGCGUGACCAUACCCUUUGAACUGGAGGCGCAGCGCAGCAAUGUGUGCAAAAAUUUGCUGCAUGGCGCCUACUGUCCACUGGACGCUGGGGAGGAUGUCACCUAUCGCCUCCUACUCCCAGUCGCCAGCAAUCAGCCGGAGGUGCCCACCCGGCUGCAGGUUUCGCUCCACGAUGCGGAACAAUCGGAUCAGGUGGUCGCCUGUUUUCUGGCCGACACGCGCGUACGCAAGCCCUAGAAACUUUAUAUAGACUAAGUUUUUUUGUUUUAUUGUUAAUCUUUGUGUUUAUCAAACAUUGUAUCAAUGUGUGUUAUUGUUGGUCUCGGGGCACUUGUUUGUGCCAAUUAAUAGGAACUAAGCUGCUA
Drosophila novamexicana is the source of this 709-nucleotide messenger RNA. RefSeq lists its product as uncharacterized. Gene Ontology annotation, biological process: intracellular cholesterol transport. The record is from RefSeq and is a predicted model, not a curated record. Lineage: Eukaryota; Metazoa; Arthropoda; Insecta; Diptera; Drosophilidae. The transcript is spliced from 3 exons. Gene Ontology annotation, molecular function: sterol binding. Bases 93 to 581 code for a protein of 162 amino acids.